GGAUUUGGAGAAACAUUAGAGAAAGAAAAAAAAAAGAAAGUGUUGAUAAAUGAUAUGAAUGCCUUCACCACCACCAUUGGAUCUUGCAAUCUCUCGUAACAUCAACUUCAACCAACCGUUCGUUGUAGCUUCUUCUUCGCCAUUUCUUCUUUUCCUUUUUCCUCCUCGCCGGCGCUGUUUCCCCGCCGGCUUUUCUCAUUCCGUCCAACUUGAAGUGAAUUGGAGUGGCAUCAAUCGUAAAAACGCUUAAAAUUGAAGGUCAUUUUCCAACACACGUUAUCUUCCUCCUUUUUCCCCCUUCCCUUAUCAAAAUUCAGAUUCCCAUUUUGCCAUUUCAAUUUUUCAUUCUCCUGUUCCUGCUGAUUUUUUAUUUGUCCAACACUUUCCACCUUCACCCACUUGGAUUUUCUAGGUUUUACCCCUCUGGGCGUGUUACUGAAUCGUUUGUGCGUUUUUCGGGAUUGAAUUUGAACUCUGAAUCGGUUGCUUUUACUUGAUUUCCAGCUUCUUUUGUGUUUUUGGGCGGGGUUGAUUAAUUCUCCUUUUCUUUUCUUGGUUGAACUAUCAUUUUCGGAAUUUGAAAUUCGAGGCCUUGUGCUGUGAGUUGUGAAAUAUGAGUUAUCUGUUUUUCAUCGAGAUUUUUUUUGCCGAGGUUUUCGAUCGUCUGUCGUAAUUGGUCAAUCAAUUUUUUGGGGUUUUCUUUUUCUUGGAUUUUUUCUUGGGUUCUUUGUUAAAUUCAGCGUGUUCUCCGCCUUCCUAUGUGAUUCUGUAAGAAAUGCCGGACUCCAAUUUCGAAGACGCGAUGUACGGUUCCGGAGUCAUGGACAACGGCGGCCGGGAUUUGGGUAACAUUCAGAACAGAGUCGACGAUGAAGAUGACGACAUCAACGGCGGGGAAGAGUCCAUAGACAAUCCUCAGAUGCGGUUCGAAGACUCUGGGGGAAUGAGCGGCUCGGUCUCGGUAAUCAAUCGAGUUGAGGACGUUGUUCCUUCGACGUAUAUUUCCGGGUCUGAUUACAAUCCUUUGACUGGAAACGGCGGUGCUGACCAACUUACGCUGUCGUUCCGAGGGGAGGUUUACGCUUUUGAUUCUGUAUCGCCGGACAAGGUUCAAGCCGUGCUUUUGCUUUUAGGUGGAUAUGAAAUUCCUUCUGGUAUUCCUGCAAUUGGAAGUGCUCCCGUCAACCAACAGGGUGCCGAUGGCUUUACUGUCAGGUCGGUUCAACCACAAAGAGCUGCUUCAUUGAGUAGGUUUAGAGAGAAGAGAAAAGAAAGGUGUUUUGAGAAGAAAAUUCGCUACAGUGUGCGAAAAGAAGUAGCCCUCAGAAUGCAGCGGAAGAAGGGACAGUUUAUAUCCUCUAAAGCUAUAGGAGAUGAAGUGGGCUCAUCUUCAGUUUUGUCUCAGACGUUGGAUUCUGGACAAGAUGAUGGCUUGUUGGAGACCUCAUGUACACAUUGUGGAACCAGUUCAAAAUCUACUCCAAUGAUGCGUCGUGGACCUGCUGGUCCAAGGACUCUGUGCAAUGCAUGUGGGCUCAAGUGGGCCAAUAAGGGAAUUUUGAGAGAUCUUUCCAAGGUUUCAAACCCUAGCAUUCAAGAACCCUCUGCGAAAGAGAUUGAACAGAGCGACGGCGAGGCUGCUAACGAACACAAUGCUGCAAUUAAUGUGGAUAUUCUCACUUCUAAUGGAGACAAAAAACCACAAAAGGUACUGGUAGAUGUACAAAAGUUGAUUAACUGACUCUCUGCCAAGUAGCCUACUGGUUGAAGUAGGAGCAUUUGAGUCUUCCAACUAAAUUAUAUGGAAAAUUUUCAUGCUCUUCUCUGUGUGCACUUUAGAGAGUAUAAAGGAUCAACAGCAAUAAAAGAAUUGAUUCUCCAAUCAUGUAGCUGAAAAUAUAGAUGGAAUUUUCAGACAGUGGGGAGUGAUCAAUGCUUUUGCACUCUCCGAUGGCUUUUUGGUCAAAGUAGAAGAAGAAGAAGCUUCUCAUAUGAAAUUAGUAAGUUAUCUUAUUCUUCUCCUACAGUGUUUGGUUAAAGAUGUAUGUAAUCUUCCCCCAUGUGUAAGUGCAAUUAAAUGCUUCAGAUCAUAUAUUUUUUUCUUUUUAUCAUUUUUUCUUAUAGUCUAGAAGUAAAUAAAUACAAUAUAGUGUAAUUUUCUGACCUCUUAGCAGGGGUAGUUUAGUUACUUUGUAAUUAAGGCUAAGGCAAUAGUUAUAUUUGCUUCUCAUCUUUCCCACAUUAUAUAAUUUUAGAAGUAAAGUUGUUGGAUGGUUUGUAGAGGACUGAUGAAGGUGGUUUGAUUACCUCAGGAGCUUGUUUCCCCUUAGGGUUUGUAUUUAAAUAUUGUCCAUUUGUCGAUAUAUACGUUAUCAUUGAUGUGUAUAUCUAUAUAGCUAACUAAGAUAUUGAUAUCUAUGUUGACAUCUAUA
Messenger RNA from Cucumis sativus (cucumber), 2432 nucleotides. RefSeq names its product GATA transcription factor 24. Gene Ontology annotation, biological process: regulation of DNA-templated transcription. The coding region runs from base 776 to 1741 and encodes 321 amino acids. The transcript is spliced from 7 exons. The record is from RefSeq and is a predicted model, not a curated record. Lineage: Eukaryota; Viridiplantae; Streptophyta; Magnoliopsida; Cucurbitales; Cucurbitaceae. Gene Ontology annotation, molecular function: zinc ion binding; protein binding; sequence-specific DNA binding.